UAUGUUACGGACAUCACUGUUGGUUAGGUGAAAGUAGUGAGAUGUCAGCCAUGUCCGCGAUGCAUAUGUGACCAUGCGGGCAGUGUGACGCAGUUCGAAUGCGUCGCGGGAGUGUGUAUAGCGUGAGCGAAGGCGUGGAGCGGUGCACUUGUGCCAGGUAGCGCGGGCGCGGGUGCGGGUGCCGGCAUGUGCGGGGAAUGGAGGGCGGAUGGUCUCCUUCUUCAGCGUCGCCGCCGCCGCCGCCCCGCGCCGCGCCCCGCUGCCGCUGCCGAUGCGCGCUUUCCACCAGCUACAACUGCCUGCCACACUAUGAUGGAUGGCCAGACCUUGAAGACGAGUCGACAGGUGGAGCCCUCCGAGAACGCGAACUCCGUUCACUUCAUCGCACCGUGCCUGCGCUACGGAGAAGGGAACUCGACACACGUGCCAUCAAACACCACUUCUACCCGGAAGGAGGAUGGGGGUGGAUCGUGUGUGGAGCAGCUUUCUUGGCUCAUUUGCUGUCGACUGGACUUCAGUUAGCGUAUGGAGCGCUGCACGUCUACGCUUUACGUCACCUGGGACCAGCUGCUGACCACGCAGUUUGGGCAGGUGCGCUCUGCGUAGGAGUGUCACGUGCCGCCGGAGCCAUAGUUACCGCUCGUCGAAGGUCACCACGGUUGGCAGCACUGCUGGGCGGAAUUUUGCUUCCAUUGGCCUGUCUCUUCACGUCAUUCGCCACGCAGCUCCAUCAAACACUUUUAAGUUACGGUAUAGUGUUAGGUAUCGGAUGUGGCUUAGUCCGGGAAGCGGCAGGCCUAGUACUGGGGACAUACUUCAGAAAACGAAGGCAGUUUGUAGAAUUGGUGGCUCACGCAGGGGGGGGAGUGGGCAUUGCUCUAUUCAGCGUCGCCUAUAAGGAGGCUGUUGGUAAACUAGGCUGGAGGCUAGGUCUACAGGCAAUCACAGGAUUCCUAAUAUUAGCCUUCUUCCUGAGUGCUGUGUACCGAAGUGCUUCACUCUAUCAUCCGCAACGAAGGGCCAUUAUGCAUCUCAAAAACCAACGGAAAAAGGUUAGAUAUUUCUAA
This is a messenger RNA of Pieris napi, 1067 nucleotides long. Its product is annotated as monocarboxylate transporter 14-like. Gene Ontology annotation, molecular function: monocarboxylic acid transmembrane transporter activity. Bases 198 to 1067 code for a protein of 289 amino acids. NCBI's taxonomy places the organism in Eukaryota, Metazoa, Arthropoda, Insecta, Lepidoptera, Pieridae. The transcript is spliced from 7 exons. The record is from RefSeq and is a predicted model, not a curated record.